GAAAAAACAAGCUGAAAGCUUUCCCCUGUGUCUUAAACUGUCCAAGAAGGAGAUAGACGGUCUAUUAAUAACUAAGACAGACUUGAGCCAGGGAAGCCAAAGUCUAAUGCCGCUGUUCUGGGAUUUCUGAACCUCUAUUACACAAGCAGAUAAAGGUGUUGCUACAGUCAACGGACUUAAAAGAGCAGCAUAAGCUUCCACAGACCAACCUGGAAGGGAUUAUAAUUUCUAGAACCCAGGAAGUUCUCAGAAGCAGCUGUUAAACCUCAGUUGUUGUAUAUGGAUUCAUGUGUAAAUAUUGUUUUAGAUAGAUUUAUCUGAAGCCAUGACAAUUAACACAUCCAGGGAUCAAACCAGUGACUCCUGUAUUUGCUGCAGGACAAGGACCGCAUCCAUCCACUUCUUCCACUAUGUGGCACUCUAAUCUCCUGUGUUUCUUUGUUUUCUUUUAGAUAUGGAUAGAAGCAGGAACCAGUUGGUCUGAACCAUUUGGUGGACCAGUGCAGUCUUUUCUACUCCACCAUCUUCCAAACCCACCACACACCCUUAAACACUCCCAACAACCCUUACAUAACGUCACACCCUCACACACAGCAACCAUGACAGACAGGGUGGCCUUCAGCACGCCCAAAAACCCACCCACUCAAUCUCCUUUGCUUCCACCCGAGCCCAUAGACAUCAUCCGCACUAAGACCCGCUCUCGGCGGGUAAAGGUCAAUGUUGGAGGCCUAACACAUGAGGUACUCUGGCGAACACUGGACCGGCUGCCUAGAACCCGACUGGGGAGGUUGAGAGACUGCAUUACCCACGAGUCGGUGCUCGAGGUUUGUGAUGACUACAGCCUUGCUGAGAACGAGUACUUCUUUGACAGGCACCCUAUGGCCUUCUCCUCCAUCCUCAACUUCUACAGAACUGGAAAGCUGCACAUGAUGGAGGAAAUGUGUGCCCUGUCCUUUGGCCAAGAGCUCGACUACUGGGGUAUCGACGAGAUCUACCUAGAGUCAUGUUGUCAGGCACGUUACCACCAAAAGAAGGAGCAGAUGAAUGAGGAGCUGAGGAGAGAGGCGGAGACCGUAAGGGACAAUGAGGGGGAAGAGGAAGAGCAGGGUUGCUGCCCAGACAAAAGGCAAAUGCUCUGGGAUCUGCUGGAGAAGCCAAGCUCAUCCUUGGGUGCGAAGAUCCUGGCUAUGAUUUCCAUCCUGGUCAUCGUCAUUUCUACCAUCUCACUGUCACUCAACACCCUGCCGGAGCUGCAGGUGGUGGAUGAAUUUGGACAGUUCAAUGACAAUCCCAGCCUGGCUCAUGUAGAAGCUUUGUGUGUAGCAUGGUUCACCAUGGAGUAUGUGCUGCGUCUGCUCUCAGCACCAAACAAGUGGGAUUUUAUUAAAGCACCGCUGAACAUCAUUGACCUGCUAGCUAUAAUACCUUACUACUUGACCCUCUGUCUAACAGAGUCAAACAAAAAUGUAAUGCAGUUCCAAAACGUUCGCCGUGUGGUCCAGAUUUUCCGAAUCAUGAGGAUCCUAAGGAUACUGAAGUUGGCCAGGCACUCCACAGGACUGCAGUCCUUGGGCUUCACCUUGAGAAGGAGCUAUAACGAGUUGGGUCUUCUCAUCCUCUUCUUAGCUAUGGGUAUUAUGAUCUUCUCUAGCUUGGUCUUCUUUGCUGAGAAGGAUGAGGACGCCACCAAAUUCACCAGUAUCCCCGCCUCUUUCUGGUGGGCUACAAUUACUAUGACAACUGUUGGUUAUGGAGAUAUCUACCCUCAAACUCUGCUGGGUAAGAUUGUAGGAGGAUUCUGCUGUAUAGCAGGUGUUCUGGUUAUUGCUCUCCCCAUCCCAAUCAUUGUCAACAACUUUUCUGAAUUCUAUAGGGAACAGAAAAGACAGGAGAAGGCCAUUAGGAGAAGAGAAGCUCUUGAUAGGGCAAGGAAGAGUGGAAGUAUUGUUUCAAUUAAUCUUAAAGACGGGUUUACACAUAAUAUUGAACUCACAGACGUGUUGGUGGAAAACAGCAAGUGUACGGUGGAUAAUCAAGGCUCGCUGGGCCGAUGUGAAUAUCAGAAACACUUCUGCAGUGCCAAGGGGGGGAGUCCGAGCAGGUUAACACAAUCUCAUUACCAAGAAGUGUCUCAGCAAGGCUCCCCGGAAAGAGCUAGGCUAUCUUCAAACAAAACUUCUAAAAACUCUGGUGCAAACAGAGUGGAAGAGGCUUUUAACAAACCAACCAUCCAGACACAGCAGGACAAAAUCAUAGAAGAGCAGAUGGAAACCAGAACAAUACCCUCAACCACAGCCAGACAAAGUCCACACAGGAUCAACCUUUAUGAGCAAUUCUCCAAUGUGACUGAUAACCCUUCACUGGACAAAGAAGAAAGAAGCUCGCAGCCGCUGAAUACUGAAGGAAACAAGACUCGAGGAAAACACCAGCACAUCCCCCCUUCUUUGGAUCUAAGACAGAUUAGUACCAUGGAGUUGCCCAAGGGCUCUGACACCGGCCAGCUGGAGACCCUCAUCACGGAAGGCUUGUAUGAUUCUGUGCCCAGCCCCAGAGGAAGUCAUACCAGAGACAUGGGAUCAGUGCCACAAAGUGCUGCUAGCUUUGGGGGGGCAAAUGGAGGCAACUGCAGCUCAAUGCUAGAUUAUAGCAACCCUCAAAAAAGAAAAGCUCUCAAGGUUGACUUAAUUGGAUCUCAGGAUGACGUGCUGAGGUCUGUGUUGACACCUGCGGCAACCUCUGCCCCCACUACCUCAGUCAAAGUUGCCCAACUACCCUCAGAUAAGACAGGACCCGGGAUUUCUCCACCCCAUAGCUCUAAAACUAAGGAAGAAAGGUCUUCACUGCCAAUCCAACAAUCUCCAACUCUACAAUCUGUCAUCCCCAGAUACUCCCAAGGGGGAGGAGAGGGCUCAACAGCCAAGGGCUUAAAAGGUGAAGGACAGCUCACGAGCUUAAGUCGCCACGAAAGGGAUCACAAUGAGCAGUCUGACAUUUGCUCAGGUAGCAGAACUAACUACACCCAGGAGCUUAUGCCUGCGGACAGAGGACAAGAAGGAGGAGGAGGAGGAGCAAAGCACACAGAGCAGACUGAAGAAAAACAAAUCAAUCACAUCAUUUUGGACGACAGCAUGACACCGCCCUGUGAGACAAGCAUGUGAACUGAGAAAAGAAGAGAGGUUACAGAAAGAGAUAAAACAAACAUGGAGGCUCUUUCUGAGGUAACAAGCCCUGUUUGGAAAUAGGCGUGUUGUAUGUUCCUGUGGUGAUACGCCAGGUGUAAUCCCACACAAACUGUUGGACUCUCAUUCAUGUCCUGAGGAGCAGCAUCGUUCAAAGUCACAAAGGGAAGUCCGGACAUACUGUUUCCUGACAGCAGAGACAACAACAGUCUUCAGGAAAAAAAAGAUGACAACAAUGCUUAAUUACAAGCUAUGACAGAGGACUAUGGCCACAUUUUGGGGAUAGUAUAACAAGAAUUAAGUCACAUGUCUCACCAAUAAAGCUGUACUUGUAUGUAAUAAAAUAAAAGACAGGUCAAUUCUCCAGGUCUGUGUAUUGUUUUCCCCCAGAAGAGGCAAAAUGUCAUGCUCAUGUCCUGAUUCUUGUGAUGUUGAUAUUGUGUGCCAGAAGAAUACGUUUCUUCCUCUAUGUGAAACUAAUAUCAAAGCAUAACUUCACAAGAUGAUCCACCGUUCUAAUUUGAAUGAUAUGGUUAACUGUCUUCUGUUAUGUCCCCCAAAACGUGUCACUUAAACUUAUGACUUCAUUUCUUGUCAUUUACAAAUUUGUUUUUUC
Cynoglossus semilaevis (tongue sole) is the source of this 3795-nucleotide messenger RNA. RefSeq names its product potassium voltage-gated channel subfamily B member 2-like. Bases 600 to 3158 code for a protein of 852 amino acids. Gene Ontology annotation, biological process: action potential; protein homooligomerization; potassium ion transmembrane transport. The record is from RefSeq and is a predicted model, not a curated record. The transcript is spliced from 2 exons. Gene Ontology annotation, molecular function: delayed rectifier potassium channel activity; protein binding. Lineage: Eukaryota; Metazoa; Chordata; Actinopteri; Pleuronectiformes; Cynoglossidae. Gene Ontology annotation, cellular component: dendrite; neuronal cell body; voltage-gated potassium channel complex.